AUGGGUGAUGAUAUACUGUCGUACAAUGGUGGUGUAGCUUUAGCAAUGAAGGGCAAAGAAUGCGUCGCCAUCGCAUGUGAUAAACGUUAUGGUGUACAAAAUCGAACAAUCGCCACGAAUUUUACAAAAAUAUUUCAAUAUAGUGACCAUUGUUUCGUGGCAUUUUGUGGCUUAGCUACAGAUGUCCAAACGGUAUCCGAACGUUUAAAAUUUCGUACAAAUUUAUAUGAAUUGCGCGAACAACGAAAAUUGAAGCCAGUUGUUCUCUAUAAUAUGUUGACCAAUCUCUUAUAUGAACGACGAUUUGGACCUUAUUUCGUCUUUGCGCUCGUUGUUGGCCUUGAUCCCAAAACUGGCGAAACAUACGUUUACGAUUCCGAUAACAUUGGAGCUGUCAGUGAUAACGUUAAUUUAGCUACGGUCGGAACAGCUAGUGAAUAUAUUUUUGGUCUUGGUGAACUAUUUUUUAAGCCAAACAUGAAUUCAGAUGAAUUAUUCGAAGCUACAUCACAAGCAUUGUUAAAUGGUGUUGAUCGCGAUUCGGCUAGUGGUUGGGGUGCAGUAGUUUAUGUUAUCGAAAAAGACAAGGUUACUGUGCGAGAAUUGAAAGGUCGACAAGAUUAG
Messenger RNA from Adineta ricciae, 624 nucleotides. The record is from the annotation of a GenBank genome assembly. NCBI's taxonomy places the organism in Eukaryota, Metazoa, Rotifera, Eurotatoria, Adinetida, Adinetidae.